CCUAGGUGGCGGUGGUGGACACGUCAAGCAGGGCAGAAGUGGAGGGGGCUCCGGAGAGUCUUGUGGGGGUGACGGAGUAAGGUUCUGAGAGGCAGGCGCCGGGGGCCGGACUCGAGCUAAGAAGAAUCUUCUGCGGACUCAACUUGUGCUGGCAAAAUGAACCAUUCCCACCACAUGGGGAUGCACUCGAUGGACCACACCAUGCCGCCUUCGCACCUUCACUCGACCACGUCACCUUCCCACUCCCAUGGCGGCGGGAAUGACCACAUGAUGAUGCCUAUGACCUUCUACUUUGGUUAUAAGAAUGUGGAGCUCCUGUUCCCUAGAUUGGUGAUCAACACAGCUGGAGAAAUGGCUGGAGCUUUUGUGGCAGUGUUUUUACUAGCGAUGUACUAUGAAGGACUCAAGAUAGCCCGAGAGAGGCUGCUGCGCAAGUCACAAGUAAACAUUCGCUACAAUUCUAUGCCUGUUCCAGGACCAAAUGGAACCAUCCUUAUGGAGACGCACAAAACUGUCGGGCAACAGAUGCUGAGCUUUCCCCACCUCCUGCAGACGGUGCUGCAUAUCAUCCAGGUGGUCAUCAGCUACUUCCUCAUGCUCAUCUUCAUGACCUACAAUGGCUACCUCUGCAUUGCUGUAGCGGCAGGGGCUGGCACAGGCUACUUUCUCUUCAGCUGGAAGAAGGCAGUGGUGGUGGACAUCACGGAGCAUUGCCAUUAAUGUCAGACUCCAUGGUGUGGCCUUAUCGAUUGCAGUGGCAAGCAGUUCAAGACUGGAAGACUCGCUUCUUGUCUCCUUGCAUACACACAUCCACACGUACAUCUACUCAACAGAGUUUAGCGUACCAUCUCUGACCUAAGGUGGUCACUUCUACUGCUUUUUUUUUUUUCUAAUGAGCUGAGAUUCCCAUUUUUCUUGAGGUGAAGCCAUCCAUGAGAUGUCCUCCCCUCCCCCUUCAUUGUAGAUCUGAGUUAUAUGUUCUUGCUUAAUCCAGAUAGUUUUCUAGUCGACGACUUGAUCACUUGCUUCAUUUUUCUUUUGUUUUUACCUGAAUAGCCCAUAAGUGAAUUUGGUGUGGGUUUCUUGGGUCAAGUGAUGGAAAAGGAUUAACUUCAGUUAGGCAGAUGAGGGAAGUUCUUGCCCAGCUAAACCCAAAAUCCAACUUAACACUAAAAAAUAAGUUCCAGUUUUUGGACUCAAUGAGUGGGCAAUACGUUGUGCCUUUCUCUAGGUGUCAUGUGUUGCACUGAACUCCUUGUGGUGUGCAGGGCGCGUUUGAACGAAACACAGGACUGGAGCUUUAGAAGUGCCCAUGCUUGGGUGGCUGACUCAUCAGCUGUGUUCCCACUAAACAUUUUGAUUAGAAUGGUCUUGUCAAUCAAAAAAAUGACAAUCAUUUUGAGAAAAUAGAAAUAAUUUUUAAAUAAAACCAUUAGCAUUUUACUUUGACUUGGUACCUUGGUUUGCCACAUCUGAAUGAAGCAAAAGUUUGAAUUGUUUUCUCCUGUUUUUAUGUGUCUGCCUCUAGACCAGUGGUUUUCAUAUUUUAGAAUGCAUCAGAAUCACCUGGAAGUUUCAUAAAUAGUAGUCACUAGGCCUCAACCCACAGCCCCCAACUUGGUAUUUCUAACAGGUUCCCAAGUGACACUCCACAUGUUGAGAAUCUCUGCUUUAAACUGAGGGAUAUCACCAGUGGGCGAGCUGCCUGGUAUUGGGCAUGGAGAUUUGGGUUGUUGGUUGGUGGUGGCAUAUCUCACUUAACUCGUGUAUCAAAUGCUGCUGGUGAACACGUAAUCAUUCCAUGAACAUUUAUUCAGCUCCAGCUGUGACUGUGAUGCUCAAGGGCACAUGUACACAAGACUUUAUAGCCCAAGUGGCUUUUCUCAGCAUAUAUGAAAUCAUGAGUCUUUAUUUUUAAAGAUCUGUGGUUUCUUAGAGGUAGCUUGAAGGUUGAGAAAGACCUCUGAUCCAAAAUGUAAAUCUGCCGGAAGGGCAUAAGCUCAGCCCCUCUUUGGAGAGGCUUAGGGUAUGGUCUGCUGAUGGCCAGGCUUUCCUUAGCCCCUGACAUCAUGCCCACACCAGGCAGAUCCUCACCCUCUCUGUGACUAUCUUUGUGGCUCUAGUGGCUCAAUAGAUCACAAGUGACCAAAAUCUCUGGUCAAUAAAGAAUCACAUUGAGUUUUUCUUCUGUUCGGUUAUUGAUCUACACCAGUCUUGUUCCCAGUCCAAACUACCUCUGUGAAGUGACUUGUCCUGCGCUGGUCUGUUAAAACCUGCUCUCCUUGGUGCUAGACUUCAACUGUGCCUCAGGGCAGAGGCGGCACAGCACAGCCACCCUGUUGGCCUCUGUGUGGUUUUGGAGUUAGCGCUUUCUCUCUAAGUGCCAGUUAAAUCUCGACAAGCAAGGAACAUGUGCUUCCUUGGCUUUCCACCAAGACAGAGUUAUGAGCCCAGGGGGCUGAGGAUGACAUCUAAGAGUCAACAUUUAGAGUUUGUGUUUGUCUCUCUUUCCUACCCCUUGUAGUACCAAUGCUAUGCAUGAGCAGAGUGAAUGACAGGGACUGACAGAGCCCAACACUAAGAUGUAAAUAGCCUAUUAUUGUCUCCUAUGCCAAGGAAUAAUAAAACCAUGGAGAAUAAAGUAAGAAUCAAGGUUAAGUAGUGACAGACCCUGGUGCUCUAGAAUCCUUGGCAUGAGCUGCUAUGAAAUACCUUGUCAGGAAAGGACCUCACUAGUCAGGUAAAAAGAAAUCAAGGUCACUUAAGACAAAGUGUUACGACUUUGAGACACAGAGAGAAGCAUCAGUUUGGGGUAGGUCUUCAGGUAUUCAAGACACAGUCUCAUGAAAGGCUGAAUUCCAGAGAUUCUUAAACCUUGCUGACAUAUAUAUAACCAAAGGUUGCCAAAGGGAGAAGUUAGUGAAGGAAAAAUAUUGCGUCUUCCUUUUGCUCUUGGAUUAUGUCAUACAUUGAUCUCAAUGACUUUCAUUUCGUGUCUCAGUUCAUUCUGAAAUCAGUGCCUCGCUUAUAUGUUCCUUUGAGCAAAUUUUUUUUCCUCCUUCACUGUUCACCUCUGUUAGAAGCCGGUUUCCCCACUUCUCUGUCCUCUUAUUCUGCUCUCCUUUUUCCUUUCAUGUCCUUAGUUGAGUAAUUCUCCCUAGCCCUCCUGAGGCAGUGGACAUUGCCCUGUAGUGUGAAUAGACACAAACCAGAUUCGUGAGAUGUGGUAGAGACCUUAAGCUGUUGUCCCACUGGGAUGUCUGUAAGGCUGGGUAAAGGGCUCUCCUAGUGCCAUCCACAGAGUUACAGGAACUUAGGUGCUGUUUCUAGCCUAUGCAGGGGGAAUGCUGAAUCCCCAUUGCCACACACAGGGAAUCCUCUGUGCCCACCAGAAGAUUAAUAUUUCUUCACUACUUCUCUGGAAGAGUGUCUGGAAUUCCCUUCCAGGCUGUGGGGCACUGAUUAGGUUCUAGCCACAAAGAGCCAGAAGGAGUGGGGUCAGGAGGUGCCCGCUCAUGUCAUUUAAUUUUGACCUUGCCCUCUCCCACUGCUGCUUUCAGAAGAUACAUCUAAAGAUAUAAAGUCUGCUUUUGAUAUAAUGCCUUAAUCACUGGGUCUACAUUUAAUGUUGACUGUUUUAGAUUGUAAGCUCCUAGAGAGCAGUGUUGCUGUAGAAGGAAUGUUUUAACAACGUCGUGCAAAAGAA
Condylura cristata (star-nosed mole) is the source of this 3706-nucleotide messenger RNA. RefSeq names its product solute carrier family 31 (copper transporter), member 1 (gene SLC31A1). Lineage: Eukaryota; Metazoa; Chordata; Mammalia; Eulipotyphla; Talpidae. Gene Ontology annotation, biological process: copper ion transmembrane transport. The record is from RefSeq and is a predicted model, not a curated record. Gene Ontology annotation, cellular component: membrane. Bases 157 to 720 code for a protein of 187 amino acids. Gene Ontology annotation, molecular function: copper ion transmembrane transporter activity. The transcript has 5 exons.